AUGGUAGAAAAUCUCGGUCGUGUUCCCGGCUAUGGCUCUGGUUAUUGCCAGUACGGCAACCUGAACAGCCAGCACAGCGGCACAGACCGCCAAGAAAUAAGACCAUUGUCGGCCAAUCUCUCCGGUGUAAAUGAAAACUCCAAUAAGCAAGGAUACGAUUCCGAUUGUCAGAAAAACGUAGUGGCAACAAUGCACCGAAAAUCUGACGAAUUUUCCACUUUGCGGUUCUCUGAUUCGAAUACUUUCUCCGCAGGUCACAGCUCUAGGACUGACUGUGUUGCUCGCCCUGCAUCACACUCAACUGCAACUUCUGCACGUCUGAGUUCAGAUACAACCCUAAACACUUCGAAGUAUGUCUUCAAACUCCGAAAGCCUGUCUACUUAGCCACGUUCAAUGUCCGCGCACUGAAACAAGCAGAUCAACAGGUGGCUAUUGCGCGUACGCUGGAUUCCCUCUGUAUUGAUAUAUGUUGUCUGUCAGAAACAAGGACGCAGGACGCAAGUACUGUGAGCGAACUGACUGCCCACUCGCUCUCCUCCAGGUUCCGACUGUGCACCUCUGGUGAUGCAGAGGCCACUGCAGCUGGAUAUGCGGGGUUGGGUAUUGUAUUAAGCGAACGAGCGGAAGGGUCUCUGCUUGGUUGGAUACCCGUUGACAGUCGCCUCUGUGCGGUUCGUUUGGCAACAUCGGUGAGAGAAUCUAGAGAAAGUGAGGUUCAUCGCACCCUUUUCAUUGUGUCUGCAUACGACCCAGCUGACUGUAGCCCUGAAUCUGUCAAGGACAAUUUCUAUGACGCUCUAGGUGUCCUCCUACAACAGGCUAAAAGCUCAGAUAUCGUUGUGGUUGCUGGUGAUAUGAACGCCCAGGUAGGUAGACCAAGCGCUGCUGAGGCCCGAUUGGGUGGUCGUCUUGGUUUGGACACUAAACGCACGGACAACAGAGACCGCUUUCUUCAGAUGUGUGCCGAUCACAGACUGUUCCUUUGCAGUACGAAUUUCCGGAACAGCGGAAAUCGCUUGACAACGUGGUGCCCACCAUCAAAGCAGCGCCAAAUCCAAAUAGACCACAUCGCCGUCAGUUAUCGGUGGCGAGGGUCGAUCACCGCCUGCCGCUCCUUCUAAAACACCAGCGUGGACUCCGACCAUGCACCUGUACGCUGCUGCUUUUCAUUGCGCUUUUCAGGUGUACGCAAAGUGCGCACACCUCGUUUAGCCACUAAGAAGCUAGUGGACCCAGAAGUCAAACGAAACUAUCAAAAUCAGCUCCUUGAAUGCAUGCCGGACGGUGCGGUGUCGGAUAUAAACGGCCACUGGGAAAAAAAUAUCCAAGGCGCUACUCGAAGCAGGAGCGUCUGCUUGUGGUACAACUCGGCCACCCUCAUUCAAGCACUGGAUCUCUGAUAGGACCGUGUCUUUGCUGGAGACCCGGCGACGUAUUCCACGUGACGGCCACCACAACUCCACCAGGCGCAUCAUCUGACGCCAGGCGGAAAUGAGUGUCCGCACAGACCGAGAAGCUUGGUAAACCCGAAAUCCCGAAGAAAUGGAAGAUGCAAAGAAUGUUGGAAACUUGCUGAAACGGUUACACUUGAUUCGUUUGACUGGUACUCGGAAACCUCUUGUCAGCGAAAUAAUCAGGGACCAGAAUGGUUCCCUGAUAUGCAACAAAGCAGGACGUUUGGACCGCUGGGUACAGUACUUUGAGCAGCAACUCAGCCGGCCAUCUGCUACCUCCAAUCCAGAAACCCGGCCUUCAACAGAAAGGUGGACUGUAAAUACGGAGCCGCCUUCAGUCUCAGAAGUGUCCGAAUGCAUUUCUCUGCUCAAGCGUCAUCGUGCUGCUGGUCCUAACGACCUUCCACUGGCUCUUUUUAGAGAUGGUGGUGGAUUCCUCAGCCAGUGCCUGUCUAGCCUGUUUGGGUCUAUCUAGGAGAAGGAGAUCGUCCCAGACAACUGGGGUGAGUCAAUAGUAGUGCCCAUUUUCAAAAAAGGUACUCGCAGUGAAUGUAGCAACCACAGAGGUGUUUGUUUAACGCCUGUUGUGACAAGGCUCCUGACCUCAUUGAUCCUUCGUCGUCUCAUGGCGGCACGCGAAGUCUUGACUCGUGAGAAUCAAGCGGGAUUUCGACCGGGUAGAGGCUUUACACUCCAUCAGGUGUUAGGGCAACGCCACAUGUACAGACGACCCACAACCUCGGUAUUCCUUGACUUCAAGGGUGCGUUCGAUUCUGUUGAUCGAUCGGUGGUUAAUUACACUUGCUCAACAGGGUAUGCCCCAGAAGUUUGUAAAGAUAAUCCGAUCCCCAUAUUCACAUACUUCUGGGCUGGUGAGGGUGCGUGGUGAGGUUUCCAAAAGCUUCCCUACAAAAAGUGGUGUCAGACAAGGAUGUCCACUCUACUCAUUCUUGUUCAACUUCGUCAUCGAUGAAAUAAUUAGGCAAACACUGGACGGUUUUCAAAAUUCUGGUGUUCAAAUUAUCGCUGGCAAGAGCCUUGUCGAUCUGGAGUACACAGCUGACAUCGCUCUAAUUGUUGAAGCCCUGAUGAAUAAGCUGACCACCAUCAUACCACCUCUUGGCAUCCGCGUUGCACCUUCGAAGUGCAAAGUCCUGCUUCAGAACAUGCCAUCUGCGAACAUAUUCCUCAUAAUUCAAGGAGAAUCACUGGAGAUUGCGGAAAACUUUACAUAACUCGGUAGUUAUAUUAGUUCUGACAGAAAUGUGUCUGAUGAAGUCAGUGCAAGAAUCUCAAAGGCUCGAAUCACGUUUGCUAAUUUGCGUCACUUGUGGUGUCAAAAAGGUAUCUCACUGGAUCUUAAAGGUCGUGUGUACCAGGCUACAGUAAGGACUGUUUUGUUGUAUGGGGGCGAGACAUGGCCUCUUCGGGUAGAUGAUGUGGGGCGUAUUCAGGUUUUCGACCACCGAUGCCUCAGAAGCGUAGCUGGUUGUGAAUGGCGUCAGCGUGUCAGUAACAGGUCGAUUAGAAAACGGGUAUUUGGUUGUGCUGCAGGCACCUCAAUCCGGGAAAACAUCCAGCAUCAUCGACUGCGAUGGCUUGGUCAUGUGCUACGCGUGCCGAAGCACUGUCUACAGAGACAAGUGUUAUUCUCUGUGCCUCCUUCAGGA
Opisthorchis viverrini is the source of this 3125-nucleotide messenger RNA. RefSeq lists its product as hypothetical. Lineage: Eukaryota; Metazoa; Platyhelminthes; Trematoda; Opisthorchiida; Opisthorchiidae. Gene Ontology annotation, molecular function: catalytic activity. The transcript has 4 exons. Bases 1 to 1122 code for a protein of 373 amino acids. The record is from RefSeq and is a predicted model, not a curated record.